Molecule: messenger RNA, 2006 nt
Organism: Candidula unifasciata
Lineage: Eukaryota; Metazoa; Mollusca; Gastropoda; Stylommatophora; Geomitridae
Source: the annotation of a GenBank genome assembly
AUGGUGAAACAGACUAUACAAAUUUUUGCUAGGAUAAAACCCACUAAGCAAACAAAAACAGGGUUGUAUGAAAUAGAUGAUGAUGAUGAAGGUUGCCCACGCUUACAGCUGAUUGUGCCACGAGAGUUAGCUGCAGGUUUCAUUAAUAACAAAAAGGAAAACUACUCAUUUAGAUUUAAUAAAAUUUUUGAUCAGAAGACCUUGCAAGAUGAAGUUUUCGCCUGUGUGGCUCAACCAGUCAUAGACAACGCACUUCAAGGUUUUAAUGGGACCAUAUUCGCUUAUGGCCAGACUGGCAGUGGAAAAACAUUCACCAUCACCGGAGGUCCAGAAAGAUAUUCCGACAGGGGCAUUAUUCCCAGAUCUUUGUCUUACAUUUUUGAUACAGUUGAAAAGCAGCCAGAUAAAGUGUACACUGUUCACAUUUCUUACUUGGAGAUUUACAAUGAAAAUGGUUAUGAUUUACUUGACCCCAAACAUGAAGCAGCAAAGUUGGAGGAAUUACCGAAAGUGUGUCUCAUGGAGGAUGCAGAUCAGAACAUUCACUUGAAGAACUUAACCGUCCAUCAAGCUGGCUCAGAGGAGGAUGCUUUAAAUCUCUUGUUUAUGGGAGACACCAACAGAAUGAUUGCAGAGACUCCAAUGAACCAGGCUUCAUCUCGCUCACACUGCAUUUUCACAGUUCAUCUGACAUGCAAAGAAGAAGGCUCUGUGACCAUUAGAAAAGCAAAGCUGCAUUUGGUGGAUUUGGCAGGGUCGGAGCGGGUGUCCAAGACGGGAGUCAAUGGUGCCAUAUUGACCGAAGCCAAGUACAUUAAUUUGUCCCUUCAUUACUUGGAACAGGUCAUACUUGCCUUGUCUGAAAAGAACCGGCAGCAUGUGCCAUACCGUAACUCAAUGAUGACCUCCGUACUUAGAGACAGCUUAGGUGGAAACUGCAUGACAACCAUGAUUGCAACUUGUUCAUUGGAUAAGAGCAACAUGGACGAGUCAAUAUCAACGUGUCGAUUUGCUCAGAGGGUUGCUAUGAUUAAAAAUGAGGUCACUCUCAAUGAGGAACUUGAUCCUCGUCUACUGAUUGCUAAGCUCAAGAGAGAAAAUGCGGAGCUGCGUGAACAGCUGGCCAUGGCCACAGGGGAGCAGUUGUCAGAGGAGCUUUCACCAGAGAAUAUUGAAAGAUGUGAAAAUUCUGUCAAAUUUUAUCUGCAAGAUUCUGAUCCGGAGGGAACUUUAAAUAUGGGGCAUGAUCUGAGGAAAAUACAAAGAUGUUUCAGAAUAUUGAAGAGGUAUGUACUGGAGAAGCCUCAAGCACAGCCACAGCAGGUAGAAGCAUUUUCUAGAGAACCAAGCUCUCUGGAUGUUGGCCCCUACAGGGAUACAGAAACCAGAAAAUUGAAAGAACUUCUAGAACAAAGAGACAAUGAAAUUAAUAUCCUUGUGAAUAUGCUGAAGCUUGAAAGAAAAAGAGCUUCUGAUGGUCAGCGAAGUGCUUUGACGAUGGCCUCCCGAACGUCUGUGCAUUCAGUGCAUAAUGUUAACAGUGAACCACUGAAUGGACACCAUCAUCAGGGAGAGGCGGCCAAUACAAGCAUGGACAAUGGGAAAGGAGAUUUGAUCAACCGAGCUACAAGUGAGGAAAACAUAAAGCGCCAAGACACUUUCUAUGUGUCUAGGAGUACUUCGACUACCAUAGAUGAUGGAGACUCAAUGAAAGCAAAGAUCUUGGGUGACAUGUCAUUGGGCAGACAAGAAGCUUUCGACAUUUUCAUGAGAGACUAUCGUGAUAGGGACAAGAUUGAGGCAAACAAGCAAUUUCUUAAGAAAAGGUACACAGAAGCAAAGGCUCUCGGUGAACAACUGAACAAUUCCAAGCAAAAAAUGAAUCACUUGAAAAAAAUUCUGGCACAGAUUAGAAUUCAAAGUGAAAUGUCAGACCAUGCUGGGCCAGGCGGAGAUAACCAGAUGGAGGUUGAGGUCCGGAAACAGGUGGAGGAAGAGAAGUUUGU